This is a messenger RNA of Solanum stenotomum, 2527 nucleotides long. RefSeq lists its product as uncharacterized. Gene Ontology annotation, molecular function: ubiquitin protein ligase activity. The transcript has 6 exons. Lineage: Eukaryota; Viridiplantae; Streptophyta; Magnoliopsida; Solanales; Solanaceae. The record is from RefSeq and is a predicted model, not a curated record. The coding region runs from base 175 to 1812 and encodes 545 amino acids.
AUUUUAGUCCUCCUUUCAAUCUGCGUCGGAUCCUUCCUAUAUAGUUCAUACUAUACGCGUAUCUCUCUCUCUCUAAAAGUUCUUUUUCUUUUGCACCAUUUUAUUUGAACAAUACUUUUCCUUGUUGGGUAGAGAAGAAGAAGAAGAAGAAGGAUUUGGUGGUUAGUGUAAUCAAUGGAUGUAUAUUCUGGCAAAAGAGCUAAAAAUGGGCUUGUCGCGCCCAGAAGAGGUUUAAGGGAUACUGCUGAUAGCAGAGAUGAAGAUGUUCAGCUGCGCUCACGGCUUGAAUGCAGUGGCCGGCUCAACCAUUUGAAGAGCAGCUGUGUUGGAACUAAAGAGAAAUCCAGAUCAUUUAAACCUACUUCUAAUGCUUCGAAUGGGAAGGAUGUGGUUGGGAGUUCAUCUAGGACAUCUUCAGUGCUGAGUGUAAGAAACGCACGCGAGGGAUCUCACAUAAAAUCUUUCUCUCAAGUUGGAAAUGAUCAGUCAGAAAUUAGCUCUUUGAAUGGUGUGCCAGAAGUUACAGAACAAAUUCAGUCUUCGCCAGAGUAUCAACUCAAUAUUAGUUCAGCAGCGAGAGACACUAGAUCAAGCAAAGCUAGAUCGACAGAAGCAAGACACUCUAGUGGAACAUCCAGUGGUAAACCUCGUAAAAUAGUUUGUCACAAGUCUGGUUCUUACAAUCAACAUACUCCAAUGCAUGCCUCUGUUUCUUCACAAUCUAAAGCCAUUGAUUCUGGAAAGCGGCCCUGUAGCAGUGGGGCUGGAUAUGGGUUGAGAAAUCUAAAAUGUAAGUCCAUAUCAGAUGUCCUCCCAAAUAAUUGUUCGACAUCGGAAUCAAGAUUUAGUAGAAGGGACAUGGUAAAAAGAAGAAAUACCGAAGGUGAAAGUAGUUCAUCUGCUAAAGGGAAGAAAAAUACCAAGGCUUCACAGAGAGAAAAGCAUGUCACUCGUCAAACUCGUGGAAUCUCCAUCUCUGAGUCAAGAAGUGGCAGAAAUUUGGAUUAUAGUGUGAAUAAUCAUGCUUUGUCAGUUCAGACCCGCAGGUCAAUGAAUGUGAAUUCUAGGUUUAGGGGUCCAGUACAAGAUUCAUUGCAAACUGAGUCCUCUGGCUUAGUCCAAAGUUUACAUCGGCCUGAAACGCCAGAUCUCAAUCUGGAGUCAUCAAGCCAAUUGUUCACAGAUGGCUCUUCAUCAAGUGAUUUUAGUUCUUAUAGUUUUCCUGGAAAUGAUAUUGAUGAUUUACCCAGUGUAGUGCCCUUCACUUCUGCCGAACUAGGUAUUAACCGAUUAAUGAACCACCAAGCCUUACAGCGAUAUAACAUGGAUGGAGUUGCUCAGGUAUUAUUGGCACUUGAGAGAAUGGAAGCAGAUGAAGAGUUAACAUAUGAGCAGCUACUUGCAUUGGAGACGAACUUGCUGUUUAGCGGCCUUAACUUCUUUGACCAGCAUAGGGACAUGAGACUGGAUAUAGAUAGCAUGUCCUAUGAGGAAUUACUAGCUCUUGAAGAGAGGAUGGGCACUGUCAGCACAGCUCUGCCGGAGGAGGCAGUAUCAAAGUGUCUUCAAAGAAGCAUUUAUCAAGGCAUGCACUCGGAACUAGGGGCAUUUGGAGGUGAUGGGGAUGAAGCUGAGAUCAAAUGCAGUAUUUGUCAGGAGGAUUAUGUGAUUGGAGAUGAAAUCGGAAAGUUGGAAUGCAAGCAUGGUUAUCACAUGGAAUGUGUACAACAAUGGUUAAAGCACAAGAAUUGGUGCCCAAUCUGCAAGACAUCAGCAGCAGCUUCAUCAAAGCUAACAACAGCACCAUCUUAGUUUAGAUCAAUUCAAACACCAAAUCCGACGAAAAAAUAAAAUAAAAAUAAAUUUAGACACCAAAAUUCCAGAUGUGGGGAAGCUGAAUUGUUUCCUUACUGUACAAGUUCAUCCACAUGGUUGGUUCUAGCAUUUUAUUUUUCUCCUUUUUCCUUGAUUCUUGUACAUUUUGUGUUUCACUUGUAAAUAUUUGACAUUUUAAGCUGUAAGCUCAGGUUUUUAUUAAGAAUGAAUUACAAGGAUAUAAGUAAGCUACUAACUAAAGCCAUGACAUGCUAUGGAACCUCCACCGUGCUGAGGGAGGGGGGACCAAGCAGGGCGCGUCUUUGUACCUCACUGAAGUAAUCCAAUAUGUGGUUCGAAGGUACUUUAUUUCGGUUGUAAAGCUGGUAGAUGGAGAAUGAAAGAGGAUGAGCUGGCCCUUUUGCUCAACUAACCUCCAAAGGACUCAAAAAGUAAUACUACAAAACUAAUGUAUUGGCUAAAUGUGUAAAUAACUUUCCAAUGGGUACAUCCCACGUCCACAGCCUCUCGUACAACUUCCCAAGCACGAAAACACCUCAUAAUCUUUGUAACAUUGAUUGAUUAAAGUAACUCUUUUAAAUGAAAACACACACUUUGGUGUAUAAAACAUUCCUCGUUGAUAAGAUUUGGAGAAAGUCUACAUUUUGAGAUGUGAUGUAGACAAUUUAUCACAAUAUAAGCUUUUUCUACA